Messenger RNA from Effrenium voratum, 2940 nucleotides. NCBI's taxonomy places the organism in Eukaryota, Dinophyceae, Suessiales, Symbiodiniaceae. The record is from the annotation of a GenBank genome assembly.
GUUUUUGUUUGGUCGCGCGGGACCGCCUUCUCCGAGCGCCAUGUACGGCCAUGGCAAGGGCAAAGGCAAAGACCGAGACUUUCGGGGAGGACCACCCCCGGGCCCUCCGCCCCCGCCGGGCGGGCAUCCGCCAAGCCACUUCCCCCCGCCGACCUACCGGGGAGAAAUGCGUGGAGGAGGUCCCAGCAGCUUCCGAGAUCGACCGGCCCCGCCAGCGAGAGGCGGCUUUGCCAGACCGAGCGACCGCCCGGGCGACCGGCCUGGCGACCGGCCCGGCGACCGACCCCCGCCCCCGGGCCCGCCCCGCAGCGAUCGGCCUGUCUACGACCGGGAGCGGCGGGACGAUCGGCGGAACGAGCCGCGGAACGAGCCGCGGAACGAGCCGCGGAACGAGCCGCGGAGGGACGAGCGCAGAGAAGGCGACCGCUACCGCGACGCGCGCGACGCUCGGGACUCCCACGGCCCGCGGGCCGAGCGCUUCGGGCGCCCGCCGUCGCGGCCGCGCGCGGAGCGCGGGGCCGCGGUGCCGCCGCCGGCGUCCAUGGCGGCGGUGGAGCCCACCAUCCACGUGUCAGGGUGCAGCAAUGAGACCGUGUCCAACAUCAUCCAAGGCGUGUACAACACCAAAGAGUCCAACCACGGAAAGCCGGUGUACCGGAAGGAGGGCCCUCCUGGCAGUGUGACUGUGCUCAUCUACUUCUGGGACAGCCGCGAUGGAGCCGCCUUCAACGGCUGGUGGUUUGGCCCCAAAGUGGGAGGAGACCAGGUCUGGGCCUACAAUGGGAACCUCGGGCGCCCGGAUGUCAUGCCGCCGCCCAACAACUGGAAGGUUCCCUGGGAUGGCAAGAUCGACGACAAGCUGCGGAUCACGGUCUCCGACCGCCCGCCCAGCCGCCGCGACGACCCUCAUGCGCAAAGCCACGACCGGCGCCGUGACGAUCGCCAGCGAGAGGAGCAAAGGAUGAGGGAAGAGCAAAGGCAAAGGGAGGAGAGGAGGAGAAGAGAGGAGGAGGAGCGGCGCCGGGAGGCGGAGCGCCGGCGCCGGGAAGAGGAGCAGCGCAGGGAGGCGGAGCGAAGGAAGCGGGAGGAAGAGCGGAAGCAGGAGGCUGCGGCGGACAAUGUCCGCAAGGUGCUGGCCAAGCUGCGGAACGCCACCCCGGACAACUUGAAGGACCUCCAGGGCGAGCUGGACCGCGCCGCCGCGAGCAACUUCCAGGCCAUGGGCUUGCUGCGGGACCGCGUCAACGACGAGAUGCAGAACACCCUCACCCAGGUGCAGAAGCGGGUGGCCGAGGAGCUGAAGCAGCGCGAGGAGGCGGAGCGCAGGCGGCAGGUGGAGUUGGCCCGCGUGGAGCAGCUCGUGAAGGAUGCCGCCAUAGAGGUGGACGCCGCGGAGGCGCGGGUGGCCGAGGCCUCGGCCUCCGCCAAGGCCGGGGCCGACCUCGCGGCCCCCGUGGAGCUCCUCGAGGCGGUGCUGGCGGCCUCCAAGGAGGUGGAGGCGGCCAGGGCCAUGCUGGAGAAGUCCUCCGCGGUGCUGGCGGCCAAGAAGGAGGAGAUGGGCGCGGGUGAGGGUGCGCGGCAUGUGAAGAAGGAGGUGGAGGAGCUCCAGGCCAGGAUCAACGCCUCUUCGCGGGCCUUGUCCAAGUGCUCGGAGAGCUUGGAGGAGUAUCGGGCCAAGGGAUUGCGCAGGGCGGCGGCUGAGAAGCAGGACCAAGCCUGGAAGGCGUGCUUCUCCAAGCACGACAGUGACCAGGAUGGCCAGCUGAGCCGCGCGGAGGUGCUCAGCUUCGGCCUCGCGGAGUUCCAGAUCGACCUGGUGCCCGAGGUGGUGGAUCACAUUAUGCGUGUCCUGGAGCCAAUCAACUUCGAGAAGUUUCUUCCGCUCAGGCAGAAGGUGGGCAUCGCCAAGUUCGAGGCAGAGCACCGGCAGCGCCUCGAGAAGGAGGAGGAGCAGAAGCGCUUGGCCGAGCAAAAGCGCGCGGAGGUGCAGCAGGUGACGGAGGAGGUGUCGGCCUCACUGGAGGAGGCCAAGCGAACGCUGGAGCUCAGCCCAGAGGACGCACAGGCGGAGGAGAAGGUGCAAGAGGUGCGGGCGGCGCUGGGGAGCUCUUUGCAGCGGCUGCAAGAGCUGGCAGACUUCCCCGAGCAGAGGCUCAGGCGAGAGGUUGGUAGAUUGGUUGAGCAGCAUCGCCAGCUGGAGACGCAGACGGAGCAAGUGCUGGGUCAGGUCAAAGCUGCACGCGAUGCUUUCAAAGAGAAGGUCCAGAAGGAGGCUCAGCAGUUGAGGGCCCGAGCUGUGGCAUCCAUCCGCUCGCACAUGACCACGACCAAGAAGUCGGGGGAGGAGCUCUUCGAGUCUUUCGGUGCAGACUCCGUCGAAAAGGAGUCCUUCUGUGACUUUGUGAAAGGCCUGGAGGACAUGGCGCUGGAGACUGAGCAAAUGGACCGUUUGUGGGCGGAGAUCGCGGCAGAUGGUCUGCAGAAGUCUGAGUUCCUGGAGCUUAUCCGACUCUACUACAAGUGCGUCAAAGGCACGGUGCUGUCGGAGGACAUCAGCAUCAAGUCCAAGACGGUGAGACGCCUGGAGGUGGACGAGAUCUUGGAGGUCUUGGAGGGCCCCUUGAAGGAGGACGGCGCCAACGUGCGAAGGGUCCGGUGCCGGGCGCAGUCCGACAAGGCCACCGGCUGGGCGACCAUCGCCGGGAACCAGGGCACGCCCUUUCUGGUCCAGGUGGAGAUCGACAGGAAACAAGAGGAGAAGCAGGAAGAGAAGCAGGAAGAGAAGCAUGAAGAGAAGCAUGAAGAGAAGCAUGAAGAGAAGCAGGAGGAGAAAAAGGAAGAGAAGAAGGAAGAAGUGGAAGCAAAGGAGGAGAAUAAUGAUAUCAAGGAAGAAUCAUGAGAGAGCCUUGCAUUCUGGCAUGCGAGCAGUCUGCCUUCGAG